This is a messenger RNA of Zychaea mexicana, 1380 nucleotides long. RefSeq names its product transmembrane amino acid transporter protein-domain-containing protein. The coding region runs from base 1 to 1380 and encodes 459 amino acids. The record is from RefSeq and is a predicted model, not a curated record. The transcript has 4 exons. Gene Ontology annotation, biological process: amino acid transmembrane transport. Lineage: Eukaryota; Fungi; Mucoromycota; Mucoromycetes; Mucorales; Lichtheimiaceae. Gene Ontology annotation, molecular function: amino acid transmembrane transporter activity.
AUGCCUCUGUACGGCAGCACUCCAGCAACUACUACUACUACUACGCCGACGUUACCGCCAGAUCAUGAAGCCUUAACACCAGAAGUAACACUGAUAAAAGCUCAACAGGACCUUUAUCAAGCAGCACGACCAGGUUACGGCACACGGAAUAGACUUGAGAUAUCGUUCAACCUUGUCAAUGCAACUGUGGGUGCUGGUAUUAUUGGCAUCCCAUUCGCAAUCUAUCAUGCCGGCUUUAUCUUUGGCAUUGCUGUCUCGGUGCUUGUCGCUAUCAUCUCACAGCUUGGCCUGUACAUGCUCAUUAUGGCCGGCCGUCGGGUGGAGAUAUACAAAUACGCUGAUUUGACCGAAUACUUGAUGGGACGGUCAGGAUACUACUUUCUCAAUAUCACUCUACUCGUACAGUCGGUCGGAAUCACCAUUAGUUAUUUUAUCUUAAUGGGAGAUACCUUGCCGGUUUUGAUAAACCUGUAUUUCCCAGGCUAUAAUCUCAGUCGUGAACUCAUUGUAUGCCUCAUCUCAUUAUUCCUUGUUUUCCCACUAAAUCUUCCACGAUCGAUCGGGGCACUUGCACGAUGGUCGGUGAUUUCAGUCUUGUGCAUCCCUGUCAUUAUUCUUGUCAUUCUUAUACGAGCACCUGUGUACAUACCUGACGACUAUGUCAUGCCCAUCACCUGGACAGGUCCUGACGUAUUUGGCGCCCUUGGCAUCAUCGCCUUUGCGUUUGCGUGCCCACACGUGGCCUUCAAUAAUUACUUAUCUCAGCGGAACCAGUCUUCACGGGCAUGGUAUUGGACGACGGUCACCGCCACUGUUAUGAGCUGGACCGUCACGAUCAUGUUUGCUUUGGUCGGAUAUCUCUCUUUUGGUGACAAGGUCUACUCCAAUCUGUUUCUCAACUUUGCACCAGAUGACGGAAUUAUCAAUAUUGGGCGCUUUGCGCUUGGAUUUAGCAUGAUUCUUACGAUCCCAAUGGGGUUCUAUCCAACACGCGAGUGUACCCAAAAGUUGAUCGGACUGGAAACAGCUGACCGUCACCCGAGCAAACUCGAGCAUUUCGUGGUCACCGUUGUCGUUUUUGGCACAUUGCUGUACUUCGGUAUUACCGUGCAGAGUCUCGGCAAGGUCUACGCUCUUGUUGGGGGCUUUGCAGCAACGACUCUCGCCUACAUUAUUCCCGGCGCCGCCUAUCUGUUUGCCGGCCGCCGCUCGUCUCUUCUGUUGAACAAGCAAUUGACAGAAGACGAAGCUGAUACCUUGAUUGAUUCCCCUUCCAAGCAUAUCUAUCCAAUCAUACUUGACAUUGCAGCAGGUCUGCUCAUUAUCUGGGGCCUAUUCGUCAUGGUCGUUUCUACCACCGGCGUCUUUACUACGUCGUAG